AACAAGCAUCACGCGUCGCUAGCUGCAUUAACGUUUUUGGUUCUUCGGUUAUCUCCGCCGUAGUUAACAAAAUAAUGGUAACCGGUUCUGUUCCGGGGAGCCAUGUCAGAGCCGGGGACAGCAGCUGCUGCAGGUAGCCCUCACUUCCCUGAGCUGUGGAGAAAAAACAUUGAAGUUGACCACGACACAAGGCAGGCUAGGAGAGAUGCAGAGGAAACGCCUGCAGCAGUAACAUCACCUGGCAGAAACGAUCUUCUGAGUCCUCGGUUCAGAGGCAGCAGCAGAGGAUUCAAUGCUGCAGAGUCUCCAGGAGAUGGAGAGUCUUCACAGGACAUUUUCUGGGAUAGCGGGUCUCCAGCUCAGGCCGGAAACAAAACCAACAUGGCAGUGGAAAUCUCUGACAUCGUGAACCGCAUCGCUCCAAAGAAUAUAAAGCCCAAAUCAACAGAAUCAUCAUUGCUACACUGGAUAGACGAUGGCGUGAUCCCUUGUACUCCUUAUAAUCCGAAGCCCACAGCCAGAAGGAGGUCCUGUCGACAGAGCUGCGUGAAGGACCUCAUGAAGCUUGCCAAGGAGCUUGAUAAAAACAUGCAGCAAGACGAGAAGACUUCAGUCCAACAGAACGCUGUCAUCAGCCAACCUGUGAACGCCACUGAAAUCAACGUACAGGAUCCAAAGUGUCCGUCCUCGUUGGAGCAGGCAGAGGCAGAGCUGAAUGCUCUGUUUGACUCGUCCACUCAGGGAAUCAGUGGGAGGUUGAGUCAGGGUUCAGUCUCCACUCAGGACAGAAAGGACCAGCCAAAGACUCCUGUUUAUGCUGAUCACAAACAGUUAGAACCUAAGACAGCAGAUAAGCUUCCAGAAAAUAAUUUAGUCUACUUUGAGGAUGACUGGGACAAUGACGACCUAAUCAAUGACCCCUUGAUAUUGGCGCUGACGCAGGAUCCCAACGGUCCUAUCGAUGCUCACCCUGAGACUUCGGUAAAGUGUCCCAUUCAAACAAACACUAAAACACUAGCCUCUGUUUUCAAAACUACUACAAGUCGAAGGAGCUUCAAACUGGAACCCAACCCUCACUUCCAGACCAGACUGGAUAAAGAUGCAGAGGAGUCCAGCUUCACUGUUAUACAGCCCAAAUCAAAGAGCCCUGCGCAGACCUCUGCUACCAGGAAGACAAUCACAAAUCCACAACCAAACAAAGUUACUGAGAAAGUAAAGUUUUUCCUGCCAGGCCCACCAGGCAAUGAUGCUUCAGACAGUUUCUGGGACGAUGGUGAUGACGAUGCCCUUCUCUACCAGCUCUGCGACAGCGUGGAGAGGGUUUCCAACAACCAGCUGCAGGAAGUGAGUCACAGAAACUGUGAAGAGAAGCCAAAAUGGCCCACAGCCAGACACCAGAACAUCACAGAUCUUCAAGUCAACACUGAACCCCCGGGGUCUUCCGGUAUGAAUGCAAAGAGACAAUCAUCGGGUUCUUUUGUCCGUUGCAACUCGUUACCAGUGACAACCCAUGAAAUGGGGAACUAUCAAGGAUGGAACAUUCCUUUGAGAGGUGGCGGCCAGAAAGCGGGAGUUUCUCAAAGCUUCCCAGGUGGGAAUGUCGGUUUGGGAAAGUUUAACCAUGGUGCGAUUCAGGCUGAUGCGGAUAUGAAACCUCACACAGUGACAACCAGAGUACCUCAGAACUCAAGGUCCCAGCAUGCAGCAUUCAAAAGAAAUGUGUCGGACUCAGCCAUCAUCAGCAACAAGGUUUUUGUCACCAACCAGACCACAGGGAAAUGCUCUGCAGCUGAGAUUGAGAGGAAGAGGCAGGAGGCCUUGGCCAGGAGGCGACUGAGGAUGCAAACCCCUCAAAUCCACAACAGCUGAAGACAAAGAUCUUUAUUACACAAAAAGCUUGACAUCAAUGAAUGAAAAUACUUCAUUAAUGUAACUUUAAACCAAAGAGGCUAAAUUAGGUUCAGAUUCAGCAUAACUCUUGCAGUGUGUAACCCUUUGUUUUUGCACAGAUUAUGGACCAAUUUUGUACUGAAACAUUGUUUUGACAUCUGAAUGUUUGAUUUGAACACCUUUAGAAAUGUUUUUUGUAGUUUUUUUUUAUCACAAAUCAACCCAACUGAAACAUCAAACUGAUUCUGUUUUUUGUUUCUAUACUUUGAGUUGGAAGGCAUUAUUGGGUUCUUUUAUCUGCUUUGUUACUGUAGCUAAAGGGGAUGUUGGGAUCUCCAAGUACAUCUUAGCCAUCCUCAUGUGGAACAAUUACUGCAUUCCCUGCAAAAGUAUUCAUGACUCAGAGUUGAGGGACCAAGAUGGUUAAGCAUGAGGAACUGUAGCUUGCAACUUGAAUUCUUUCUGAUUUCAAUACAUAUUCUUAAAAUCCACUAAUUAUCAGA
This is a messenger RNA of Cyprinodon variegatus (sheepshead minnow), 2393 nucleotides long. It is a transcript of the gene etaa1b, whose product is annotated as Ewing tumor-associated antigen 1. The record is from RefSeq and is a predicted model, not a curated record. The coding region runs from base 103 to 1869 and encodes 588 amino acids. The transcript is spliced from 6 exons. NCBI's taxonomy places the organism in Eukaryota, Metazoa, Chordata, Actinopteri, Cyprinodontiformes, Cyprinodontidae.